AUGUCUGAUUCGGGCUUCGAGGCUUUCACAAUUCUCUUGUCCAUGAUUGUUUGCUUUAUGAUAAUGACGAAGCAGUGCACAUAUAAUGUCUGGCUCUAUUUUUUUUUUCCGCGGGAAAGGGAAGCGAAGGGACAUCAUUUUUGCGAGGAUGGAAGGAAGGGGGAACAUGAGAUUUUUCGCGUUUGCUUUUCUUCGCUGGCUUCGUUAGCCUCGGAUCAGGCUAGAGGUGGUCGGAACUUGCUUGCUUUUUUGUUGUUUGGCCUGAAUGGCUUCUUGUUAUUUUGCUGUGUAGGAAAAUUCGGGUUGGAUGUGUGGCGUAUUAGCUUCACUCCUUGCUAA
Messenger RNA from Colletotrichum orchidophilum, 339 nucleotides. RefSeq lists its product as uncharacterized. The transcript has a single exon. Lineage: Eukaryota; Fungi; Ascomycota; Sordariomycetes; Glomerellales; Glomerellaceae. The record is from RefSeq and is a predicted model, not a curated record. The coding region runs from base 1 to 339 and encodes 112 amino acids.